Molecule: messenger RNA, 707 nt
Organism: Stylophora pistillata
Lineage: Eukaryota; Metazoa; Cnidaria; Anthozoa; Scleractinia; Pocilloporidae
Product: DNA ligase-like
Source: RefSeq, a predicted model, not a curated record
GCUUAGGGGCCAAACAUGUUGAGGCUUUUUAUAAGGAAGGGAUUAUUCGUUCUGCAGUGGAUAUUUUUCGCUUGAAAGAAAUUAACGAGACCCUUUCGCCACAUUUAGAAAUACGAGAAGGGUGGGGAGCAAAAUCCACAAAAAACCUUUUUGCAGCCAUUGAAGAAAAACGUACUAUUUCUUUAGAUCGUUUUAUUUAUGCGCUGGGGAUUCCUCAAAUUGGAGAAGUCAGCGCAAAGUUACUCGCAACAACCUAUGGCAGUUACAAAGCUUGGAUGGAUGCUAUGGCACAGGCGUUGGGCUCUUCUGAUUCUGAAGCAUACCAAGACCUUAUUGCCUUAGACGGAAUUGGGGAAGUGGUUGCUGACUCUUUGCUACUUUAUAUAACGGAUCCAAAGCACCAAGCGUUGCUUUCUGAACUGGUAGAUCAGGGAUUGGUUCAUAUUCAAGAUGUUCAAGGAGUUGGGGAAAGCGUGGAGAGCCAUCCUCUCUUUGGGAAAACGAUUGUCUUUACAGGCAUUUUAAAGAAUACGACUCGAGACCAAGCAAAAGAGCGCGCACGGUCAUUGGGGAUGAAGGUCACCAAUUCUGUCUCUUCAAAAACAGAUUAUGUGGUUGCAGGGGCAGAUCCUGGGUCAAAAGUGAAGAAGGCCCAGGAUCUAGGCGUUACAAUCUGGGAUGAAGACACGUGGAUUGCCAAUCAAUAG